AUUUAACUACUUCUCUUGACCAGAAGCCAGAACCAAAAUAAAUAAAAGGAAAAAAAAAAAAAAAAGGAAAAACCGCCAAAAUUCCGGUUUAUUUUCUCUGCACUGUUUGUUUUCUGAGAAAAUUCAAGCAAUCUUUCUUAUCGAGAAGAGCUUCUAUCGGUUAGCUCUUCUGCUUCAGCUUGCUCUACUGUUGAUAGAGAGCUAAAAAAAUGACGUCGGGGACGAGAAUGCCUACGUGGAAGGAGAGAGAGAACAAUAAGAGACGAGAAAGGAGAAGAAGGGCGAUCGCCGCAAAGAUCUAUGCUGGACUGAGAAUGUACGGAAAUUACAAGCUCCCGAAGCACUGCGACAAUAAUGAGGUCCUUAAAGCUCUCUGCAACGAGGCCGGUUGGACCGUUGAAGAAGACGGCACUACUUACAGAAAGGGCUGCAAACCCAUGGAACGCAUGGACAUUAUGGGAGGAUCAGCAUCAGCUAGUCCCUGCUCAUCCUACCACCCAAGUCCUUGUGCAUCUUAUAAUCCAAGCCCUGGCUCAUCUUCUUUCCCAAGUCCUGUUUCAUCCCGUUACACUGCGAAUACUAAUGGCAAUCCUGAUGCCAAUUCCCUCAUCCCGUGGCUUAAAAACCUCUCAUCUGGUUCAUCGUCAGCCUCAUCCAAGCACCCUCACCAUCUCUACAUUCACACUGGUUCAAUAAGUGCUCCUGUCACUCCUCCGCUGAGCUCCCCAACUGCCCGAACUCCUCGCACAAAAAAUGACUGGGAUGAUCCAGCUGCUGGGCCAUCCUGGGGAGGGCAGAACUAUCCGUUCCUGCCGUCAUCUAUGCCCUCAUCUACCCCACCAAGCCCUGGCCGUCAAGUCCUGCCCGAUUCAGGAUGGCUAGCGGGUAUCCAAAUUCCCCAAAGUGGACCGUCAUCACCCACAUUUAGCCUUGUCUCACGGAACCCAUUUGGCUUUAGGGAUGAGCCUUUAUCAGGUGCUGGAUCUAGAAUGUGGACUCCUGGGCAAAGUGGGACAUGCUCUCCUGCAGUUCCUGCUGGUGUUGAUCAGACAGCGGAUGUUCCAAUGGCAGACAGUAUUGCAUCUGAGUUUGCAUUUGGAAGUAACACAGGCGGAUUAGUGAAACCUUGGGAAGGGGAGAGAAUCCAUGAAGAAUGUGUAUCUGAUGAUCUCGAGCUUACGCUUGGAAACUCUAGAACUCGAUAAGGGGGCUUGGUAGAAAGGUUGAGGAUGAGUUGAUCUAUGGAUCUCUUGAUUUGGCUUCUUCCUUCAAUUUAAUGCCUUCGUGUCAAUGACUUUGUAUUGUGCAUGCUUCGGUUGGCGGGGAGCUGAGUUAGAAGUACAGUGAGUAGGAGAACCAUUUUUUUUUCCCUUCUUUUUUACUUAUUUCCGUUUUCAACAGGAGAGAACUGAAAAUUAAAUUAUAAAUAUGUCAUGGUGGUGGCGUAGCCCCUUCAGUUCAAUUCAUUCUUCUUUUUAAUUUUUUUUUUAUCCUUUUCGUUGCCGAAAAAGAGAAGUUCCUAUUGCAACAUUAAUGCUUGUUUGGUGUGAUUUUAGUUUUGCCAUUGAAAAGGGAAUAUGGAUUUCAAGAUCAA
This is a messenger RNA of Jatropha curcas, 1594 nucleotides long. Its product is annotated as BES1/BZR1 homolog protein 4. Lineage: Eukaryota; Viridiplantae; Streptophyta; Magnoliopsida; Malpighiales; Euphorbiaceae. Gene Ontology annotation, biological process: DNA-templated transcription; brassinosteroid mediated signaling pathway. Gene Ontology annotation, molecular function: DNA-binding transcription factor activity. The record is from RefSeq and is a predicted model, not a curated record.